Podarcis muralis (Common wall lizard) is the source of this 1526-nucleotide messenger RNA. The record is from RefSeq and is a predicted model, not a curated record. Lineage: Eukaryota; Metazoa; Chordata; Lepidosauria; Squamata; Lacertidae.
AGGGCUGAGGGCGUGAAGGGGAAGACGACGAAGGAGGCGCGCGCGCAACAGCCUCUCCCCUCCACGCCUUCGCCGGCGGCGCUUUCCUGGGACGGCCGGGGGAAGUCGCUGCCGCUCGCUCAAGUCCGCUGAGGGGACGAGGACCCUCCGCUUCCUCAGGGGCGGCAGCAGCAGCAGGUGCGGUGCCCGAAGCCCCUUCCAGAGGAGAGCCGCUGCGUCUUCAUCUCCUUCGAGCGGCGUCCUGCCCGCGCCCUCCCUCCGCUCCCGGCUCCUUUACGAGGCUGCCCGGGCGCCUCGGGUGACUGGCUCCUCCCCGCUCCCUUGGCCGGGCGGAGGCGGGCGGCGUGCGCUUGUUUGGUCUCUCGAAAAAAGACUUUCCAGUCCGCGCGCCGCCGUUGUUUUUCUCCCCGGCCGCCGAGCUCAUGUUUCCCUCUUGGGCGACGGCAGUGGCGGCCGGUCUGGUCUCCUUGCACUUCCUCCAGAAGCUCUUCUUCCCUUACUUCUGGGCCGACCUGAAGUACUUGCUGAAAGUGGCGCGCUAUGGCUUGAGGGUCGAGGUCUACAGGCUGCGCGGCAGCGUUUCCACCGCGCUGGAGCGCUUCGGGGCGCUGGCCCGCCGGCAGCCCGACAAGCCCUUCCUCAUCUACGAGGAGCAGGUGCACACCUACCGGCAGGUGGACCGGAGGAGCAACCGGGUGGCGCGGCUUUUCCUCGAGGAAGGGGCGCUGGCCAGGGGCGACACCGUGGCUCUGCUCAUGAGCAACGAGCCCGACUUCAUCCACGCCUGGUUUGGGCUGGCCAAGCUGGGCUGCGUGGUGGCUUUCCUCAACUGCAACGUCCGCGCCAGGUCCCUCCUGCACUGCAUCGCCAGCUGCGCGCCCAAGAUGCUGGUGGUGGGAGCAGAUAUGCUUGGAACCUUAGAGGAAAUUCUUCCUAGCCUCCAAGAAGAUAUCAGGAUUUGGGUGAUGGCGAAAGAAUCCACAUUGCCACAUGUUGAUACCGUUUUGGACAAGCUGGAAGUUGCCUCUGAUGAUCCUGUACCAGCUAAUCUCUGUGUUGCUAAAAACUUGAAGGAUCCUCACCUCUACAUUUUUACCUCUGGAACAACAGGUUUACCAAAGGCUGCAAUUAUUAGUCAUCUGCAAGUUCUAAAAGGAGCUGCUGGAUUAUGGGCAUUUGGUGCUACUCCUGAUGACAUAAUUUAUAUUACUCUCCCUCUUUACCACAGUGCAGCCGCUCUACUUGGCAUAGGUGGAUGCAUUGAACUGGGUGCGACAUGUGUUUUAAGAAAGAAGUUUUCAGCUAGCCAGUUCUGGACUGAUUGCAAAAAGUAUAAUAUUACAGUUAUUCAAUACAUUGGGGAACUGUGCCGUUACCUUUGCAAGCAGCCUGUGGACACUAAAGAAACUGGGUGGAAGAAAAUCUUGUUGAGCAGAGCUCAGCUUGUUGAAGAAGCUCUUGACAGGUCUCCAGAGACUAUAGACAAAAUGAGGAUAUCAAUUCAGACCUCGGCUGACAUUGAAUGA